AUGGGGUCAGGACAAUCAGUACCAUCAAUGCCACCGCCCGCCACCGCCGCGAAUAUGGGCGCAGAUCUCAAGACACCGGGAACAGAGGCGGCGAAACCAAAGCCUUGCUGCGUAUGCAAGGACGAAAAGAACUCCCGCGACGAAUGCAUGCUCUUCUCGAAAUCCGACAACCCCCAAGGCGAGUGCCAGGACCUGGUCUCCAAAUACCGGAGUUGCAUGGCUGGAUACGGCUUCCAGAUACCGGCUUAA
Mytilinidion resinicola is the source of this 249-nucleotide messenger RNA. RefSeq lists its product as uncharacterized. The record is from RefSeq and is a predicted model, not a curated record. Lineage: Eukaryota; Fungi; Ascomycota; Dothideomycetes; Mytilinidiales; Mytilinidiaceae. The transcript is spliced from 3 exons. Gene Ontology annotation, biological process: mitochondrial respiratory chain complex IV assembly. Gene Ontology annotation, cellular component: mitochondrial intermembrane space. Gene Ontology annotation, molecular function: copper chaperone activity; copper ion binding. The coding region runs from base 1 to 249 and encodes 82 amino acids.